GCCUCAGGUGCCUACCGAUUGGGCGACUCUUCAGAACUUGGAGUAAGGUAGGGCAAGGUAGAAAGGCAGGAGAAAGCGGAUGACCUCGCCCUUUUCCUGCCUCUCCCUGCCUUGGGUACCACGCGGAAAGCACUCCUCAGUCCUCACCGCCUUCCGUCCUCUAUCCAUGUCCCAUCCGAGCUGGCUUCGUCUCCGCCCUUUCCAUCAUCAUGUCGCGGCUCUACCGGCCUCAGCCUUCAGCCCGCCCCUCUGCUCAACAAAUUUGCCUGGCAUCGGUCAGUCUAGCGUACUUUAUUCGCAGGCCAGCUUUUCGCCGCUACGGAUACGGACUACCACCCCGAACAACAACCCUGCCUCGAUCCCUUCGACCACCCAACCAACCACCUACGGCACUUUCGGCUUGUUUCGAAUCUAAUCUGCUGAUCGUGAGUUGUUCACGCCUUCGUAUUUCUUUGCUAAUGACCGACGCUGUCUGCCUUGGCCAGCUACAGGGGCCAAAUCCGACUGCCAAAGCUCACUCUACCAUUGUCCGUCCAUGUCGGACCCGGUGUUCGCCUUCCGCCUUUGCCUCCAACUACGCCCGCCGUCAACUUGACGACUGCGGGCUGAUCGAUAAUCAGGCCGCUCCCCGCUACUGCCGGACAGGAUCCACGGACGAGGUCAAUCAUCCUAUGGCGGUCUCUACGAGUGGCUGGCCAAAAGAAUAGCUUCCUUCGCCGAACACCCUCCCACCAGUUCCUCCAGAAGCCAUUCAUAGCCUUCUCAGUCACCUUCAGUUACCGGCGACCUCGAUUGCGCAGUGUGGCGUCCGAGACAGACGAUUGGCCUCUUUAAAGCUCACCGCUUUUCAGCAUUGAGCGCCCUAGCACCAAGCC
This is a messenger RNA of Colletotrichum phormii, 875 nucleotides long. RefSeq lists its product as uncharacterized. The transcript has 2 exons. Bases 210 to 707 code for a protein of 165 amino acids. NCBI's taxonomy places the organism in Eukaryota, Fungi, Ascomycota, Sordariomycetes, Glomerellales, Glomerellaceae. The record is from RefSeq and is a predicted model, not a curated record.